This is a messenger RNA of Delphinapterus leucas (beluga whale), 1643 nucleotides long. RefSeq names its product cathelicidin-5-like. Gene Ontology annotation, molecular function: lipopolysaccharide binding. Gene Ontology annotation, biological process: antimicrobial humoral immune response mediated by antimicrobial peptide; innate immune response; defense response to Gram-negative bacterium. Gene Ontology annotation, cellular component: extracellular region. The record is from RefSeq and is a predicted model, not a curated record. NCBI's taxonomy places the organism in Eukaryota, Metazoa, Chordata, Mammalia, Artiodactyla, Monodontidae.
CAGUAGAGAAUACACUUUGUCACCCUGAUUCCUGAGGAGGCCAGAGUGUGGAGGCAGAGGGGACGUAAGACAGAGCCUGGUCCUCCCUCUCCUGGAGGACUCAACGCUCUUGAGCAACCCUGCCUAUGGCACUCCCCAUGGUCCCCAGGAGAGGCCAAGACAUUGUCAGGGAGAUGGAGAAACCAUUUCUUCACCUUCCACAGGAGGCUUCCCUUGCCCACUGCCCAGCAACCCCAUGAGGCAAAAGCAGGGGCUGAGGCAAGUCCAGCUCACAGCCGGGGAGAUCAGGGAUGGGGCAGGUCAGGAAGACGCGUGGUUGGGCCAUUGCAUCAGGCCCAGGGGGCAUAAAGGAGGGUCCUGCAUGCUGGGAGGAGGCCAACUUGGGGACCAUGGAGACUCAGAGGGCCAGCCUCGCCCUGGGGCAGUGGUCACUGUGGCUACUGCUGCUGGGACUAGUGGUGCCCUCGGCCAGCGCCCAGGCCCUCAGCUACAGGGAAGCUGUGUUUCGUGCUUUGGAUCAGCUCAACGAGCGGUCCUUAGAAGCUAAUCUCUACCGCCUCCUGGAGCUGGACCUGCCUCCCAAGACCGAUGAGAACCUGGACACCCCAAAGCCUGUGAGCUUCACAGUGAAGGAGACCGUGUGCCCCAGGACGACCCAGCAGCCCCCAGAGCAGUGUGACUUCAAGGAGAAUGGGCUGGUGAAAGAGUGUGUGGGGACAGUCACCCUGGCUCAGAUCAAGGACAACUUCGAUAUCACUUGCACUGUGCCCCAGAGUGUCGGGGGAGUGCGAAGCCUGGGUAGGAAGAUACUAAGAGGUUGGAAGACGUAUGGCCCAAUUAUCGUCCCAAUAAUCAGAUUAAUUGGGUGAAUUGUGAGCCCAGGGAAAAGACCUAAGGGUCUGCCUGCCCUGGUUCAGACUUCUAGACUCUGAGAAAUAAAUUCUUGUGAAAGCAACUUACUCCAGGCAUCAAUUUCAUUUGUCUCCCCUCCUCCCACUUACCAGGACCGAGUCCUUAGCUCCGGGUAGCCUCUUUUGUGUGUGUGUGUGUAUGUGUGUGUGUGUGAGAGAGAGAGAGAGAGAGAUCACUCCUGUAAACACAGUCGUGGGUGAGGCCCCUGUUCCUUCCAGGAGGGCAUGGGGAGAGGCCAGGGCCAAGAGGUCCAGCACAGCGUCUCCAUUCUCGGGUCCCUCCCAUGCCCUUCACACACCUCUGCCCUCCUCCUCCAACACCCAGUAGGGACUUAAGGAGACCUGCUCUGUGUGCAGUGCUGGUGGGGAUGCUGUCCCUGCUCACAUGGAGGUGACAGUCUGGAGGGGCCAGGCUUUUGUUAAACACUCACAGAGACGCAGUUCAGUCUCAGGGUUAAGCCUACAGGUACAAUGCCCAUAGCGUUUCACUUGCCCUUGACAAUCUUAACUCUGGAAAGCCCACCCCUCCUUGCUUUUCCUUUGGCAUUGAGACACAUCACUGUUUCUUCAGCUGGGUCCCAGAUUUCAGUUGUGAGCUUGUGUUUAUUUUUAUUUUUGGCUGCACUGGGUCAUCGUUGUGGUGCUCAGGCUCUUUGUCGUGGGCUUCUCUCUAGUUGCGGCACGCGGGUUUAGUUGUCCCAUGGCAGGUGGGCUCUUAGUUCCUCAACCAGG